CGAUGGACUCCGGCGUUGGUGACGCUAUCUGUUGGUGCCAACGAAAGGCCUGACUGAGGGAGAAUUCCCUCAUGUUUGCUUCAUCUUUAUUUAUUUUGGAAGGCAACUUGGCUGACAGCAAACUCUGUUUAUAGCGAACAGUGCCGCGAGCAGCACCUGCGGUGUGAUCGCGUCCUCCCCGUCUGCGGACGGUGUCUGAUGACAGGCAGGGAGUGCAAGAAGGGGUACAAGUUCCGCGUGCCCAAGCACGCCGUCUUCAAAGAGAGCCACAAAUGGCCUCCGACGCCCAAGAAGCUCAAGUUCGUUGACGAGACGCGGGGGGUUGAGCUUGGAGUCAGCGAUGACAUCGACAGCGCCGAGUCCGUAGUCGGUUCCAUUUCCGCAGACCUCGAAUCGACCGACACCUCGCCGGGCACCACGACCGUCGGUUCCACCGCAUCGGCUGACCGCCCGCCGCUGCAGGCGGCCAAGGCGGCGAGUUGGCCUCUCCCCAACGGGAGUCAAAAGGAGAACCGUCGUGGGAGACAUCACGAAAGCCCCCAUGAGAGCCAUCAUGAGAACAGUCAUGACAACAAUCACGGAAGCCCACCCGAAGGCCGCCACGAACGCGAAGUCAUUAGCGAGCCUGCCCGACCGCCGCCACGGGCAUCGCCGAACACGCCCGACGCCGACCACUUCAGCCCUCAUGAUGAUCGACGAGAGCCGUCCCAGUCCGAUUCGGCCAUGACUUUACCUCCUAUGCAGUCCGUGCUGCCGCCAUUUGAAGGCAUAUAUACCGAUCGUCCCGCGUGGCCGCUCAUCGGCCGCCAAGAAGCUACUCUGUUCCGUCACUUCGUGGAGAAGCUAGGGUUCUGGCUCGAUCUAUGUGACCCCAUCAGGCACUUCGAGACCGAAGUGCCGCAGCGGUCCGGCUCGUGCCCCAUCCUCCUGAACGCCAUCUUCGCGCUGGCGGCACGGCAUCUCAGCCUGACAAGCGCCUACGACUCGCUGGCCUCGAACCGCUAUCACGAGCAGUGCCUCAACUACCUCAUCCCACUGCUCGACCACGCCAGCACCGUGUCAGACGAGAACCUGUUCGCCGCCACCAUCAUCCUCCGGGUCCUCGAGGAGAUUGACGUCAACACCCUUGGCCAGGACGCGCAUGGCCACCUCCUCGGCAUCCACGCCUUCGUCAACGCCGGAGACCGCUUCCUAGCGCCGGGAACCCUGACCGCCGCCUGCUUCUGGGCCGGCUUGAGGCAGGAGAUCUACAGCGCCGUCAUCAAUCAACAGGUCGUCCGCAUGAACCUCAGUCACGCCAUCGUCGAUCGCUCGACGGCUCCGGGAGACGACUUUGUCUGGGCGAACCGCGCCAUCGUGCAUUGUGCCGACGUCCUCAACUUCUGCUUCGGAUCCGAGGCGGGGUCCGUCCUACAAUGGGGCCAGCUCGAGAUGGCAAACAGGGAAUGGAAGAACGCGCUGCCGCCCUCGUACACGCCCAUCUUUUUCCGCGAGAGAACGAGAGACGAGGCCUUCCCCGAGGUGUGGUAUCAGAAGGCGUGUCACGUCAUCGCCGUCCAACAUCACAUCCUCGCCGAAAUGUACCUCACACUGUUCAACCCGAGCAUACCGCGGGUCGGCGGCGGCCGCAAGGCUGCAGAGAAGCGGCUCACGGAGCAGAUCCAGGAACUGUUACGGAGUCUGUGCGGAAUCGGCAUGUGCAACCAGUGGUCACCGCCGGCCAUGUUCACGGCUUGCAUGGGCAUAGCCAUCGCCGGUGACCGGUUCGACAACAGACGCGACCAACAGGCGCUGCUGAAGAUGCUGAGCAUUACCGAGCAGGCCCACGCGCGGCCCACGACGGCGGUGCGCGAGCAGCUGAUGAGUGCAUGGGGGUGGAUAGAUGUGGACGCCAUGGGCGAGGGAUGAGGGCCGGUGGAACCCGGGGGUGGCGGGGCAGCCGCUCGGGGAAUGUUUGACGACGGCCUCCUCGAUUGGGUCAUGGGGAUGGGAUUUUUGUUUUUGUUUUUUUCUUUUUUCCUUUGGGCGGCCGCCCCCGAUGAGGGGUCGCCUCCCGCUUGGGACUGGUUCCAGAUCACGAUGGGCUUGGGUGGGCUGGGUUGGACGGCAUGCAUCCCCCCCAGAUUUAGAUUUCUGUUGGUUUUAGCAUCUAUUGAUACCCGGCACGGUGUAGAUUCCGUGUCUGUGAUGGAAAGUAUCUGACCGGCUUAGCCGGGAUGGCUGAGGUAGUGGCAGGCGACGCAUGCUCAAGAACGAUGGGACAUAUUUCGCAAUUCGACCCACCUACUUGAUUUCAACCUCGUAGUUGCGCGUGUGUGUCUGGCGCCUGUUUGGUGGCUAUUUGCUGUCCAUACUUCUCCCCGCAUGGGCAAUACCGUCCGCGUGACGCUGU
Messenger RNA from Colletotrichum navitas, 2392 nucleotides. RefSeq lists its product as uncharacterized. The transcript is spliced from 4 exons. Gene Ontology annotation, biological process: positive regulation of transcription by RNA polymerase II. The record is from RefSeq and is a predicted model, not a curated record. Gene Ontology annotation, molecular function: transcription cis-regulatory region binding; DNA-binding transcription factor activity. Bases 199 to 1908 code for a protein of 569 amino acids. Gene Ontology annotation, cellular component: nucleus. NCBI's taxonomy places the organism in Eukaryota, Fungi, Ascomycota, Sordariomycetes, Glomerellales, Glomerellaceae.